Molecule: messenger RNA, 1177 nt
Organism: Wallemia mellicola CBS 633.66
Lineage: Eukaryota; Fungi; Basidiomycota; Wallemiomycetes; Wallemiales; Wallemiaceae
Product: mitochondrial carrier
Exons: 3
Coding region: 164-1060 (298 amino acids)
Source: RefSeq, a predicted model, not a curated record
CGAAUGAGGAUUUAGAUGUUAUGUAGGGAAUUUAUGUGUUAAUAGUAUAACCACAUCUUCGAUUAUAUAGAUCGACCAAACCGCCGUUAUCGGAUAAGAAAUAAAAUUAGGGACGACUUUAUCUUGAAGGGGAGCCUUGCUUAGUUUCGGACUUCGAACAAAAAUGUCAUCUCAAACGACAAAUCCAAAGCCGUUACCAGGAUGGUCAAUGCCUUUAGCUGGUGCUGUUGGUGGUGUCGUUGAGAUACUGACUAUGUACCCUACUGAUAUCGCAAAGACACGCAUGCAACUUGAAGCAGGAAAGAGUCAAGGCAUGGUUAAAAUACUCUCAGACAUUGCAAGAAAAGAAGGUUUCGCUAGAUUGUAUAGAGGUUUAGCCGCACCACUUACUAUGGAAGCACCAAAAAGAGCUGUAAAGUUUGCUGCGAAUGAUUAUUGGGGAAAGACCUAUAAAUAUAUGGCCGGAACCACAGAAAUGACACAAGCCUUGUCUUUAGCUACUGGAUGUACCGCUGGUGCAACAGAGUCAUUCGUUGUGACACCGUUUGAAUUGAUUAAGAUUAGGUUGCAAGACAAAACAAGUACAUUUAAGGGUCCAUUAGACGUUAUCAAGCGUACGAUACAAAGUGAUGGUCUUCUUGGCAUGUACGCCGGAAUGGAGGCUACCUUCUGGAGACACUUCUGGUGGAAUGGCGGAUAUUUCGGUGUUAUUUUCCAAAUACGCUCGCAUCUUCCUAAAACCGAGACCAACUCAGGGAAGCUUUUGAACAAUUUCACAGCUGGAACUAUUGGCGGAUUAUGUGGUACCGUAUUGAACACACCAUUCGAUGUCGUAAAAAGUCGUAUACAAGGUACGGUUAAGGUACCAGGCGUUGUACCAAAAUACAACUGGACAUAUCCAUCUUUGAUAUUAGUAGCAAGGGAGGAAGGCAUAAAAUCUUUGUUCAAGGGAUUUAUACCAAAAGCUACGAGAUUAGGACCAGGUGGUGGUAUUUUGCUCUUAGUUGUCGAUUUCACAAUUAAUCAAAUGCGUAAAAUAAUGGGUCCUCCAUAUGUUUAGAUGAUAGCAAGGCAUUUAGAUGAUCAAAAAGAAUUUCAUUUCAUCAUUUGUAGAUUUCUGUUAUAAAUUUAAUGUUUGUAGUGGUUUUUAAUAGAAGUUUGGUAUACAUGUACUUUA